GCUAGGGAGUAAAGAAUCUGGGUACGAAAUUGAGCUUGUUUACGCAACGCAUCCGGCUUGUGGGCUAGGUUUGUCUAAAGGACGGGAUGGCAAAUUGUUACUCGCUGUUGUUUCAAGAAAACAUCCACAAUGUAUAUGAUCUGCUGCAAGCUGAAGAUUAUAUAUUACAUCGGUUUGAUUGCAUAUCAUGUUUGCGACGUUUGUUUCGAUUGGUCAAAUUAUCAUAUACUAUUCGAAGACAACACAGUUUCUGGAAUUUUGACAAACAGUGCGACAAACAGUUCGACAAACAGCCGUCUUACUGCGUGUAAGAUCUCUUUUAUCAGCUGUGUUACCGGUACUUUGUUCAGCAUAACCAUGAUCGUGGCGUACGGAUAUUACAUCAAGUUCCACUGGUAUUGCAUUCACCAUGCAAGCUACCGAUCCGCUAAGUAUUCAGAUGGUGAAUUUUCGAUCUUCAGCGAUCGUGGAUGUGACAAGAAAUGCAACCGCAAAUUCGUCGCACUUGAAUUAUGGGUAUCGGCUCUGGAACUUUUCCUUAAAGAUGACAUUCAAAGCGGUAUAUUGUUUUGGAUUUACAAUUCGCAAUUUAUCAAAACCAAACCCUACUGGCAAUUCAUCGUCUUACAAGCCUGCAGCAUUACAGCACACUUGAAGCUGGGAAUAUGUUUCAUGGCAAAAUUGUUUGGAUGGGGUGCAGGCGAAGAAACCUGUUGCGAUGUUUCGUGUGCUAAGAUCUUGGCCUCUGUGAUUGGAUUGAUGGGCUCAGUAGUUUUCUUAGGCCUAACUGUGGUGUCCCUCGUGGAAGCAGUAAACGUUUAAUUAAACUUCAGAGCAAAUUAAGGCAUUUCGCGAUAAAGAAAUGAACUACUGUUCGUUGACUACUGGAUCAUAAAUGUGUUGUUCAACCAAUUAGCA
This is a messenger RNA of Orbicella faveolata, 918 nucleotides long. RefSeq lists its product as uncharacterized. NCBI's taxonomy places the organism in Eukaryota, Metazoa, Cnidaria, Anthozoa, Scleractinia, Merulinidae. The record is from RefSeq and is a predicted model, not a curated record.